AUGACGUACGUGUCGGUGGCCCGCCGGGAGGUGUUGCCAAGUUCUGAGCGUGAGAAGGAGCGUGAGCAGGCCGAGUUACGGGAGCAUGGAGGUGACUCGGAGAAUGCCCCUAGAUCCACGUCACGUCAGAUGAGGAAGGAACCUUCCGAAAACUCACAUGUAGCACGCGGCGUGGAAGUAGAGGUCGAGACAGUGGCGCCGGCAACGGACCAACGAACGAUCGACGAACACAAUGAGGCAGCAGAGGCCAGGGCACUGCGGGAGCGCGCGCCUCGGGGCGCCGAGUGGCGAAGCUGCGGCUGCUCCCCGCGUGGGGCGCGCGUUUGCCGCCAGAGCCCGCCAGCGGCAGCCGGCGGGGAGCAAGCAGAUGCUAAUGUAUGGCAGCCCGGGGCGGGACCGGGCGCGGCCCCCAUUGGCCGGCGCGUGGCCGACCAGAUCACGGUGGCAGCCAGCGUUAGCGUCGGCGUCACGACGGCGGCGUCUCCGUGGCCCGGGCUGGGGCUAGCCGCGCCCGCGCCCGUCGAGCUCGAUCCCGUCUGGGGGCGCAAGCUGUACGGCCCGCCCGGCGCUGGCGCGGGAGGCGGCGUGGGCGGCCGCGGGCCGGCGGCGGGGCCGGGCCCGCCCGCGCCGGGGCUCGUCUUCGGGCUGCACCACCACCACCAGGACGCCACGCUCAAGGAGGAGCCGCUGCCCGCCGCGCGCUCCUGGGCGCUGCAGCCGCCCGUCGACCAGAGCAGAUCAAUUAUGCGAAUGUAG
Schistocerca cancellata (South American locust) is the source of this 756-nucleotide messenger RNA. RefSeq lists its product as uncharacterized. The record is from RefSeq and is a predicted model, not a curated record. NCBI's taxonomy places the organism in Eukaryota, Metazoa, Arthropoda, Insecta, Orthoptera, Acrididae. Bases 1 to 756 code for a protein of 251 amino acids. The transcript is spliced from 5 exons.